AUGGGGGUGUUUGUGGGGACCAGUGCUCAGCCCUGGGGGCUGGUUUUCUGGGUGAUGCUUGUCUCCGUGGGGCUGGUUUUGGGGGUGAUGCUCAGGCUCGCUGUUGGUCCACACAAUCCACAGGAAAAAUACCACUGUUUUCCUCACCCCAAAGAUUUCCCCACCAAGUAAACCCAGGCAUCUGAGCACAUCUUCCUCCACUGGGCAUCCAGUUGGAGGAACAGAGCUCUCUGGUUCUCAUCCCAGCUGCCUCCACCAGGCUUCGCUGCUGUCCCUGAGGGGGUGCGAGGCAAGGGAGGCGGGCGCAGGCGCCCACUGCCCCAACCUGCCGAGGCUCGUCCUCUUCCAGCAGGACUUUCAGGUUCCCGCAGUCGCGGCGGAGCCACGCAGGGUGGUUGGGCUGGGCCGGGCUGCAGCGAGCCCAGCACGAGCCGGGCUGGGAGCGGCAGCACGGCCACGCUGCCGCUGGAUCCAGGGCAUGGGCCCACAGGAGUCUCGUGGCCACAGCCCCCAGGGCACAGGCUCUUGCCUGAUGCCCAUGCUCCAGGGGUGGAGGUGAGCGGCUCUGUCCUCGCCUGCCAGACAGGGAUGGUGGUGGGACCCUCUUGUGGCGCAUCCCUGCCGCCCCCCGCCAUGCCCGCCGCCCUUCGCCUUCUCUGUGGGGUGGUGGUGCCGGCUGCCAUGCUCUGCGCAGAGCCCCUGCCCCGCGUCACCUUCCCCAGCGGGGACCCUCGGCGGACCCUCACCCACUUCACCAAGGAUAACGUCUCCCAUUAUGACAUCUUCUUACUGGAUGAGAGCAAGGAGGAGCUGUAUGUGGGGGCACGUGACUGGGUGCUGGCCCUCACUGUUGGCACCCCUGGUAGCAUCCGUGUCAAAGCCUCGAUAAUGUGGGGACCCACAGACGAGAAAACCUCUGAAUGUGCUUUUAAGAAGAAGAGCCAAGAGACUGAGUGCUUCAACUUCAUCCGAGUCCUGGUGGCCCUGAACCAGACCCACCUCUAUGUCUGUGGGACCUAUGCCUUCAGCCCCACGUGUACCUACAUUCACCUGGAAAACUUCACACUGGUGUCCAGUGGCAGAGGACAACCCUUCCUGGACGGGAAGGGCCAGUGCCCCUUUGACCCCCAGCACACCUACACAGCCCUGCUGGUGGAUGGAGAGCUCUACACUGGCACCAUGAACAACUUCCAGGGCAAUGAGCCCAUCAUCUCCCGCUCAUUGGGCACCCGCACCUUGCUGAAGACAGACGCCUUCCUCCGCUGGCUCUCAGCCGAUGCUGCCUUCGUGGCCUCCUUCAGCAUCCCUGGGGACGACAAGGUCUAUUUCUUCUUUGAGGAGACAGCAGACGAGUUUGACUUCUUUGAGCGGCUCCUAGUGCCGCGGGUGGCCCGUGUCUGCAAGAGCGAUGUAGGGGGGGACAAGGUGCUGCAGAAGAAGUGGACAACUUUCCUGAAGGCGCAGCUGGUGUGCUCCCAAGCUGGCCGCUUCCCCUUCAAUGUCAUCCACCAUGCCUUUGUCCUGCUCCGCCACGACGGCCGUGCCGACUUCUACGCCGUCUUCACCUCGCAGUGGCAGGUGGGCAGGGCAGGCAGCGCCGCCGUCUGUGCCUACAGACAGGAGGAUCUGGAGAAGGUCUUCGAGGGCAAGUACAAGGAGCUGAACAAGGAGAGCUCUCGCUGGACUGUCUACAGUGGCCCCGAUAUGAGUCCUCGGCCUGGCAGCUGCUCCAUGGGUCCCUCCUCAGACAAAGCCCUCACCUUCAUGAAGGACCAUUUCCUGAUGGACGGGAAGGUGUCACCCAUCCAGGGGCGGCCUCUCCUGGUGAAGUCCAACGUCACCUACACACACAUCACAGUAGAUGAGACUCGUGGGGUCUCGGGGACCAUGUAUCGUGUCAUGUUCCUGGCCACAGCCGAGGGUCUCCUGCACAAGGCAGUGGAGCUGCGUGAGGGUCCCCACAUCGUGGAGAGCAUCCAGCUCUUUGAAAUGCCAGAGCCAGUGAAGAACCUGCUGCUGGCCCCAGGGAAGGGCAUGCUCUAUGUGGGCUACUCCAGAGGUGUCCUGCAGAUCCCGCUGGCCAACUGCAGCUUGCACCAGAGCUGUGCCGAGUGUGUGCUGGCACGGGAUCCUUACUGUGCCUGGCACAGCACCAAGGGCUCCUGCCAGCCUGCCCGCCUCGCUACCGAGGACAUGAGUGCGUGGCUGCAGGAUGUUGAGACGGGGAGCCCGGUCACCGCAUGCCACCAUGGGAGGAGUACAGCCAUGCCCCGAUCCUGGGGGCCACCAGAGGAUCCCAGCAUACAGGGGCUCAGCCCCCAGCUGAACACCGUAGUCCAGCUGCCGUGCCCCUGCCAAUCCGCACUGGCCACCUACAGCUGGCAGCAGCCCAGCAGUGCCCAGGGGCACACGGUGCUGCUGCCUGACCACACGCUGGUGGUCAUCAUGCAGCAGGGAAUGGCUGGCACCUACAAGUGCCAGGCAACAGAGAAUGGCUACACCUGGACCGUGGCUCACUACCAGCUUAGGAACUCUGGCAGGGGAACCCUGGGGGAUGUGCUGGAUGAAGAGGAGUUGGCUUGGGGGUCCUCGGGCCCUGGCACCCCCCAGUCAUACUGGCCAGGUUUUGUCACAGUAACGGUGCUGCUGGCGGUGACGCUGACCGUGGCUGCCUGCCUGGCCCUCCUCACCUACCGUGACCAGCUCAAAGCUCGGAGCAAGGUGCGGGGCUGCAGCACACCCCACAGCCCCCCAUCUCGCCACCGGGAGAAGGUGCCCCUCAAUGGGGGCACCAGAGAGCCCCCAGCACCUGGAGCUGCCACCGAGGAGGAAGAGGAGGAUGAAGGCUCCCGCGCUUGCUGCCUCCAGCUUGAUGGGGACAUCGACAUUGACAACAACCGACUCCAUGUGCCAACAGGGGACAUGGCGUGACACUGCCAGCGGGUCAGGGACACCCUGGGGGAGGGGGGAUAUGGGGAGGGGUGUGAAUGUGAAAGCAUUUUCAGUUUUGUUUCUUUGUUUGUUUUUUUUGUUUGUUUGUUUUUUGUUGUUGGUGGGGUUUUUUGUUGUUGUUGUUUUUUGUUUUUUUUUUUUUUUUUAUUUAAUACACCUAUUUUAACCUAAGGUUCACAUUUUGGGGCAGGGGGCAGAAUGGGCCCUGAGAGCAGCAGGGGUGGACUGGGGCAAGUGAGUGGGAUGGGGAUAGACUGGAGGGAAAAGGUCGUUUGGACAUGCAAAGGAUGUGGCUCAGAGGAGAAAUGUGGCUGUGGGGCAAGGGUGUGGGGUGGGGAUGGCUGGAAAUGGUGGAUGCUGACACUGGUAUUACCACAGGGAAAUAAUCCAGCUUCAAUAAAAACCUCAACAUGGGGCAAGCUGUGCUCAAUGGGCUCCGUAAGCCAACCCCAUGGGCACUCACACUGCACUGACACCCAUCCCUCAACGCUGCAUGAU
Cinclus cinclus is the source of this 3450-nucleotide messenger RNA. It is a transcript of the gene SEMA4A, whose product is annotated as semaphorin 4A. Gene Ontology annotation, molecular function: semaphorin receptor binding; chemorepellent activity. Gene Ontology annotation, biological process: neural crest cell migration; axon guidance; semaphorin-plexin signaling pathway. The record is from RefSeq and is a predicted model, not a curated record. NCBI's taxonomy places the organism in Eukaryota, Metazoa, Chordata, Aves, Passeriformes, Cinclidae.